CAUCCAGAAGCGGAAGAGUCGAGUUCCCUUUUGCAGACAGCGGUUUCAGUGCUGCAAAGCUCCUACUUGGACUCCACAUCUCAGGACGGUUUUCAGUACAGCCAAGCAAUUCUGGUAGAAAACGAUGUUUUCCUAAGUGAGCUCAAAGCUUUUGCCCAAGCAAAGGAAGCCGCUGGGUACAGCCAGGAGGAGCUGGAGGAGACCUUUGCAUUUCUCCUGUUUGAUAACGAAGAAGAGGCAAAAGAGGUGUGUCACACAGGCCUCCGUGUAAACAGCAGUUCUAUUUCCACACUUGGCGACCCAGCAAAAGGGGUUUAUAUUUCCAAGUAUGCAGACUGUCUUCAUCCGAGACCCUGGUAUCAUGGAAAAUCAGGCUAUAUUGUCAUUUGUAAGCUAAUUAAGGGGAAGGUCAAGGUGGUAUCUGAGAAUUACACAACCAGCUAUACCUGUCCAUCUCCUGGCUAUGACUGCCACGUCGCCGUGAGCAGAAACAACAUACCAUCGAAGACCAGCCACUGCCAGGCCUUCGAGCAGAGCCAGUAUUAUGUGUAUGAAGUGUCCGAUGGCAGCACUGCAGAGCGGCCCAGGCAGAUCUGCCCGUACAUAGUCAUCUCCUGCCAGUACAGGGAGCCGAAGGAAAUGCCCGUCUUAGCUAUAGAGAACCUACCUGAGCUUAACCACAAAGCAUUGUACUGUCCAUGGAGGGGGCAGCUCUCCAUCCAGGGCCAACUUUUGUGCAACAUCGCCCUGAGGACCCCAUACAGCUCCACGAUUCCAGCCCAGCUGCCUCCCAACCUGGACAUUAACCACGUCAUGGGUUUGUCCGACUUGAAGAAAAAGCUGCCAGAAGCUGCAUUUGGGAAAAGAAAUUACAUUGAGAAUGAAGUCUGCUUUCAGGGUGUUUACUUCAGUCUGUAUGAAGUAGAAAUAUCAAAGAAGGAUCAAUAUAAAAUGGACCAGUUAGUAGAAAACCUAAAGGAAAAGGACUUGGCAAUCAUCAAAUAUUUACAAGAUCAAGGGGUCCUUAUCCUCCUCACGUCCUCUGCCUUGGCACGAGAUGAUGGGUUCGACCCUAAGGAGCCUGUCAGCCUCCUGGCCCUGUUUCUGUUCACCUCAUCGCGGUCGGUGUGCCUGAGAGUUGAAAAGGAGGAUCCCAAAGAUGAAAGGGAAGAUAGUGACGACAGUGACAUCUCAUUAAAAAUAGCCUCAGUUUUGCCUGGACUUCGCUAUGCCUUACAGAAAGCCACCAGUUCUUCAGGGGAGGACACAGUCAGCACCAGCAUAUGUAUCAAACAGCGCUUCCAGGAAUAUGCAAAGCUUGAUCAAAAUGCACAGCCCACCUCUGGCCAAACCAGUGAAGUUCCCCUUUCUUCUCUCCUCUCACCAACCGAGGAUGAAUGUACUAAUCCCUUCAAAAAACACUCAGAACGGUCCUUCUCCCAACUGCAGCAUUAUCUCUCCGAUCCCAGCAGCUAUACUCUGGAAAUGUCAGCUGCCUUAGGAUGUUUGACUGGUGCUGUUCAGUCUCUUUGCUGCGAUUCAGAGGCUGAUUGUAAAGGGCACUUCUCUUCAGCUGUGCCAUCAGACCCUAUUCCUCCCAACACAGCAGCAGAAAUAAAAGUCAAAAGUGACAACCCAAAGCCCAUGGUGGGGCUGGACCAGAGUGGUGAAAGGCCCACAAAAGACAUCAACUCGGCCAGCAAGCUAUGGGUGCACCAGAGCAGGAGAAAAUCCAGCCGAGCCGUUGUGACCAGCACCAGGAAGAAAUGGUCACCCCUCAAAAUGCAAAUGCAUCCUGUGGGGGACAGCAGCAGGAACAGGAAAGUAACCAAGAAGAAGAAAAUCAGCAUUGCUUUCUCUUUUCCUAAAAAGCCAGGGCUCACGGCCAAUCCCAAUGAGCCCAUGCUUAAAUUAGCCAAUUUGCAGUUUCCCCACAGAAGGAAAAGAGGUGCGGAGGUCCUGUCUGCAGAAUUUGUACACAAAACACAGUCUGAACCUGUUCAGAAGGAAACCUCAGCUCCCGAUGAUCCUGGCUUGGAAACAAAGAGACCAAAGACACUGAAGAACCCGGACAUCAAAAACCUUCCUGUUGAUGAGACUGUCACGAAGCCAGAGAAAAACUGGAAGGAGCCAUCCUCUGUCCUCCCGAGCGAGGUUUCUUCCCAAUGCCACGGAGCAGAUAGCCAAACGAGUGAGAUUUACCCAGGCGGGGUUGCUGAUCUCGGUUUUGAUCUGAAGGGGGACAACUACGAGUCCCACGCCUUGAACUUGCUGGCUGAUCUGGCUCUGGGUUCUUGUAUUCCUUCAUUUAUCCCCAGGGACAGCAGGAUGAUUGCUGUGUCCUGCAGCCCCUCCAGCGACUCUGCAAACGAGCAGCAGGGUAAUCGCAAGCACAAAUCCUUGCGUGUUGCUUCCGACCAUGAAUACCACAGGGUAGACAAGCUUGCAAAGGGAGCCACCUCUCCUAACUGGAAGGAGCCAUCCUCUGUCCUCCCGAGCGAGGUUUCUUCCCAAUGCCACGGAGCAGAUAGCCAAACGAGUGAGAUUUACCCAGGCGGGGUUGCUGAUCUCGGUUUUGAUCUGAAGGGGGACAACUACGAGUCCCACGCCUUGAACUUGCUGGCUGAUCUGGCUCUGGGUUCUUGUAUUCCUUCAUUUAUCCCCAGGGACAGCAGGAUGAUUGCUGUGUCCUGCAGCCCCUCCAGCGACUCUGCAAACGAGCAGCAGGGUAAUCGCAAGCACAAAUCCUUGCGUGUUGCUUCCGACCAUGAAUACCACAGGGUAGACAAGCUUGCAAAGGGAGCCACCUCUCCUAGCAAAGUAUCGCCGAACCAGUCUGAAAAAAUAUUCUUAAAUGACUUAGCCUCUAUUCCCAGGGAGAAAAGCCCUGGCAUUUUGAACAAGAAGAACAGUGCAAGCCCCAGCCCUGCAAAACGCCAUGUGUUGCCUCCAAGAGAGACUCAAGAAGCUGCCGAGGUGAACAAACACUCCUUCAUCUCCGCCGAGCACUCAUACGCCUCGCAGAUGCCUGAGCACUCAAAGAAACACAUGUAUCCUAGAAAUGCCCCCUACCCUGGACCAGCAGCCUCCAGAAACGGGACCAGGAACACCCGAGCAGGACCACUUGUUGGGAAAGUCCUGCCUUUCCGCCACCAGCAGAACAACACCCACCACCAGCGACCCUUUGAGGCUGUGAUGAUGAGGCACAGGAGCAGCCUGCUCUCCCCCAGGAUGAAGGAGGACUUUGCCAAGUCCCACACAGUGAACAUCUGUGGCGAGUCCGUGAAGGUGAUGUGCCAUUGGGAGGCAGAGUAUCUCUUCAACCUGGACAGCAGGUACACCAACGAUGCCCUGGAGAAAACAGUCAUCCGUGCCCUGCAUGGGCCCUGGGACCCUGAUCUGCCUGAUGACGUGGAAGAGAUGAAGCUGAUACUUCAUAUGUGGGUGGCUCUCUUCUACAGCAAACCCAGCAAACUCCUGAGCAGCACGAGGAAGGUGGUGGAGCACAGCAACCCCGAGAAGUACGUCUCAAUAAACAGCACUGGGGACUUUCUUGAGCUGAGUGAUGAUGGUGAGGAUUGUUUUGGGUUGGAGACAUGCCCUGCAGACUCUCGGUCAGACCCUGAGCAGACUCCCAGCAGCUCUCUGGAUCACAGCACGCAUUGCCAGGGACCUUUCUGCCCAGAGGAGAGCCCUGCAGACUCUCAGACUGAUGCUGAUGGGACUCCUGGUGUUGUCGAUAGCACGGUAUCGUCUUCUUCUGAGGAGCUGCCCUGUGGGGAGGAGGAGCCUUCCUCCACAAGCUGUCCCGAGAACCUUUCCCUUGCUGAACAGGCCGAUGAGAGCCUGGCUGUGAAAGACAGGCAGCCGGCGGUCGUUCCUGAGGAGUGUGUGCAUGACGUCUCAACCAUCACUGCGGAGGAGCCACCUAAGGAGGGACUGCUGGACACUACGAUUGCCCCCAGCCCUUCCAAUGAGCUCAGCAAUGACGGCAAGCCCCCGGCUGCGCUGGGCAGGGAAAACCCACACAGCCAAGCCCCAAAUCCCAGUACAGCACCCUGGAGUGAUGCACCGAGUGUGCUGUGUGAGCAAGAGAGUGGGUGGGCAGCAGGGUCAGGGGGUGGCCCCGGCCCUCCUGAGGACAGGGAGAGCAUGGGGGAUGCUGGGCACGGUAUGGAGGUUGAGGACAGCAGCUGGGCCACCAGCGACGGACUGCAACGUGCCUGUGAUUCAGUGCCCUUAGAAGUGCAUCCCAGAAGUGCAGAGCCUGAUGGAGCCGGUGGGGAAGGGAGGGAAUCACAAGACCUCUUUGGACAUCCAGAAAAAGAGGAGGAAGAGGUGGAGGAGGGGAAAAAAGAAAAAGAGGACUCCGAAUAUGGAAGCACAGUCCUGAGGUCUGUUGAUUUAGCAUUUUCUGAAAGCGGUGAUGCUGACAUGGAGCACGAACACAGUGAGCAGAAGUCAGUGAAUUCAGCAUGUGUGAGGGACCUUGGCCUUCCUGAAGAGGGCCCUGUGCCCAGCCCCACUGCCUUAGCGUCUUCCUGCCCAGGCAGAUCGACACCAGUGCUGUCAGAUGGGACUGGGACUGGCCCUCAGGGGCUUCCUGGUGAGAUGGCACCAAGUCUGGACACACUGCAAGAGCCUUGGGAGGCUCCAGCCGCCUUGGGUAUGGAGACAAACGGUGUUGGUUUGGCACGUGCAGCCAGUCCAGCCGAUGCGGGGUCACCCUGUGACAGCGGGUUGAUGCUGCCGUUACCGUCUGAUCCGAGCCUUGCCUGUGGGACACAGCCAGACAGUGUUACAGGCAAUGUGGGACCUGCCGGAGAGACGCUCAGGGACAGCUUGGAGCAGAAAGACAAGGAUUGUGCGCCCUCUGCAGAAACGUGGGUGCCUGCUGGGAGCAAAGCUGCCGGCACAGCUGGCCUUGAGUCACCCUGCGGCCAGGGACUGUCACUGACCUUGUCCCCUGACUCCAGCUCUGUCUGCCUCACGUCUCUUGAUGGAGCAACAGAUCCAGGGGCUGCUCAAGAGGACCAGGAGGUCAUGGCAAGCAUCCAGUCUCCAUCGCAGAGUGGUCUGGGAGGGAGCAGCUGCCUUUCCCAAAGGUGUGGAGGUGAUGUUUAUGCUGACCUCGCCUUGCUGAGCACCGGUGAAUCAAACCAAGACAGGAACAAGUUUUUGGUGGAAGAAGAGCAGAGCAGCCCUUCUGCUAACCAGGCAGAUGUGCUGGAUGAGUCCUUGGGAGCGGGUGACGGGCAGGGCUUUGCCUUUGACUAUACAGCCUUAGCAAGUGACUCUGAAGCUGGGGAGAGAGAUGAUGUGUGCCUCGGUGCAGAGAAUUCCCCCAGGAGCAAUGAAACGAACACAGGGAUGGUCACUAACCCACCGCAGGAGCCAGAGAGCUCCCUUCAUGACCUGCUGGAAUCAGAGCCCUCAUCCUCGGUGAGAGAGGGGAUGUCUGCCAUGAAGGAGCACCCCGGGCAGCAGCAGAGCUCCCCCCCUGCCUGUGCAGGCUGUGUUCCUGCUUCUCCCCCUCAGCAGAACCCUCUCCCCUGUGGCAGAGACACAGACCCCCUCCACCAUUUGUUAGAGCAAAGCGAGCAGGGGCCAGUCCUGUGCCAACACGGGAAGUCCUGCGAGCAAGUAGGUGCUGCAGAGGUGAGCGUGGCUGUCGACAGCCCGGAUGGCUCCUCAAAGCCCAGAUGUGCAGAAGAGGUGAAAAAAGACAUGGGUCCGUGCUAUGCAGAGCCAACGGAGAGCUCCCCCGCAGAUGAGCUUGUGCCAGGUGACCCGAAAUCAAUGCCUCCUUCUCCUUUGCGUGGUCACAAGGCGGGUCUGCACAGCCCUGAGCAGUACUCAGUCCUUGGCAUGCACCCCAGGACGCUCUCUCCUGGCACGAGUCUGGCUCCAGACAGUGCCCCAAGGUCCUGCUGCACGGGCACCUGCCCCAGGUGUGCCAGCCCUGGGGGCCGAGCGGUGGGUGCGGUAGGGAGCCACGAGGAGGAACCCAUCCUGCCUGAGGAUUCAGAAGGAGGAAGCAGUGACCCUCUUGCCAGUCCUGCAUCUUUUUCGGCAGGGGAGUUGCUCAUGCCACUGUGCAAACCCCAGUCUGUGUGCAACCAGGGCGAGCACGAGGCUGAGGGAUCCGACGCGUUUGCUGAUCUGCACCGUGCCAGCAUGGAGGUGGGAGAGGGAGAAAUGCCCACUCUCCCCUUCCCAGUGCUGCCAUUACGUGUGCACAGUGGGGUCCCUGGAGAAAGCCUGGAGCUUAGUGACACUGAGGAUAUUUCAGACGUGCUCCUGAGGGCAAAGCAGCUCCCCAACAAAGGCAGAUGCAUGGGCUCUGUCUUUGCCUCUGAAGAUCUGUUUGAGACUUCCUCCAGUGACUCGGACCAGGAUUAUUUUGAGGGGACUUCACAGUCCCUGCUUACAAGAUCCAUGGAUGCUAUAGGCGCAAGGACUAACUGCGACUCCUCCUCCCUGAGCUCGGUGCACACGGAGGGGUGCAGCGAGGACUGGGGCUCGCUGGGCAUGGAGUGGGGCUGCUCGUGGGCUGAGCGCGGCUGGCCCAUUGGCCUGGGGGAAACCAGCAGCGGGCACGUUCCACCGUAUGUCAAUAUUAGGGACAGCCAGGGGAUCACCAAGGACUACCGGAAUUUUGUGGUCACCAAAAAGUAUCAGGGGAGGGUGGGAGAUUUGCAGCCUUCAAAGAGGCGUAGCCACUGUGCAGGGCAGUCUCAUUUGUUAAGGUCACUGAUGGGGACUUGGAGGGGUUUUGAGGAAAUCACCCAGCACACUUUGGACAUGGAGUGUCUCCGUUUCCAUUAUAAGCUAAAACAAAUCCUAAGGAGUGGGAAACCACCCUUUUCUACCUCCAAAAGCAUCUUUCCAAAAGACUUUCCUCCGCAGGUGAUGUCUGAGACAUUGCCUGUGCAAGAAGCUCCCAUCCCGCUCUCCCCACGGAGCAGGAGCCCUUUGCAGGUGACGAUCCUGCCCUCUGACACGUGGCCGAGCGGGCUCGGCUGGCACCGGCAAAGCAGCUGGCAUGGGGACCCGUGUACCCUGUGUCAGGACACCCUCUGUGAUGAGAGGGGCAGGGCCAGAUCCCGAACCCAGAGCCAGGGCCGCGCGGCUCCCUUCCACCUCAGCAAGCUCAAAUACGAUAAUAAGCUAAAGGACUCACGGGGGGACAUUGCUGUCAUCCUUGACGAGUACGCCGAGUUCAACAGGGUGAUGCUGAGCAGAGCUGACACGGGGAGCGAGGGCGGAGGGCCGGUCCCGGCGCACGGGGAGGCUGCGAGUGAGUGGACGUGCACGUCCCUUCCCAGGAGGAUGGCUGCCUUCGAGGAGAUGAUCACGGACCUCUGCAGCACGCUGCGUUUCCGCCUGCGCAGCGUGGCCAAGGAGGCCUGCGGCCGCACUGGCAUGUUCUACCUGGUGGAGACGGGCGAGGACCCUUUCUUUGCAAGAGUGAAGACCUUGCUGAAGAAAGACGGCCACGUGGAGAUUGAGCCUCUGAGCUUCUGCGAAGCAAAACACCUGGACACGGACAGGCUGCUCGUCGUCAUCAGGAAUGAGGACAUUUCCUUGCACAUCCACAAUGUCCCGUGCUUGCUGGAGCUAAAGCACUGUCCCAACGUGCUGUUUGCCGGAGUGGACAGCCCUGAAGAUAUAACCGGUCGCACGUACCAGGAGCUGUUUCAUACCGGUGGCUUCGUGGUGUCGGACAACGAGGUGUUGGAAACGGUGACACUGGGCCAACUGAAAGAGGUGGUGAAGGUGCUGGAGAAGCUGAACAGAAGCGGGAGGUGGAAGUGGCUCCUUCACUACAAGGAGAGCAAGAAGCUCCGAGAAGACGUCAGGGUGGACACCAACGCCCGCAAGAAGCACCUGAUCCUCAAAUCGUGUCAAGGAGCCGAUCUCAUCGAGGUGCUGCACUACCACGCCUGCGACUCCGGGUCGUCCCCUAAAUCUGAGUACGUCAAGUGCUUGUUGAACCUGCAGGUCCAGCGCGUGGGCACCAGGUUCGCUGUCUAUCUCACAGGUAAGGACCGUCUUCAGUUGGCCUGGCAGGCGGGGGAGGAAAACACCCCGUUUGCUCCCAUUUCUGCCGAAAUCGUGGGUAAGGGGUGA
Molecule: messenger RNA, 8133 nt
Organism: Egretta garzetta (little egret)
Lineage: Eukaryota; Metazoa; Chordata; Aves; Pelecaniformes; Ardeidae
Gene: TASOR2
Product: transcription activation suppressor family member 2
Exons: 22
Coding region: 640-8133 (2497 amino acids)
Biological process (GO): negative regulation of gene expression, epigenetic
Cellular component (GO): nucleoplasm
Source: RefSeq, a predicted model, not a curated record